Gossypium raimondii (Peruvian cotton) is the source of this 1513-nucleotide messenger RNA. Its product is annotated as ERBB-3 BINDING PROTEIN 1. The transcript is spliced from 10 exons. Bases 193 to 1371 code for a protein of 392 amino acids. Lineage: Eukaryota; Viridiplantae; Streptophyta; Magnoliopsida; Malvales; Malvaceae. The record is from RefSeq and is a predicted model, not a curated record.
GUGGUGAUUGUAAUAUAAAGACGAAACUAAUAUAUAAGCAAACGCUGCCGUUAGCGUAAGGACCGCAACCCUAGCCACCCUUCCCUGAUUUCAUUUCUUCUGUACUCACAGUAAUCACCUCUCCAAAACCCUAGCUCUUUCACUCACUGCCGCCAAUUUCAACCAAUUAUUUGUUUAUAAGCGUCGAAAACGAUGUCGGACGACGAGCGAGAGGAGAAGGAGUUGGAUCUCACCUCCCCUGAAGUUGUUACUAAAUACAAGAGUGCUGCUGAGAUCGUUAACAAGGCUUUGCAGUUAGUUGUAAAAGAAUGCAAACCAAAAACUAAGAUUGUUGACAUUUGCGAGAAGGGUGAUGCAUUUAUCAGAGAGCAAACAGGCAAUAUGUAUAAGAAUGCUAAGAGGAAGAUUGAGAGGGGUGUUGCCUUCCCCACUUGUCUUUCUGUUAACAACACUGUUUGUCAUUUCUCUCCACUUGCUAGUGACACCUCCGAGCUGCAAGAAGGUGAUAUGGUGAAGAUUGACAUGGGUUGCCACAUUGAUGGGUUUAUUGCUGUAGUUGCGCACACCCAUGUUGUCCAGGAAGGACUAGUCAAUGACAGGAAGGCUGAUGUUAUUGCUGCUGCAAAUACCGCCGCAGAAGUUGCAUUGAGGCUUGUUAGGCCUGGGAAGAAGAAUAAAGAUGUAACAGAUGCAAUUCAGAAGGUAGCUGCAGCUUAUGACUGCAAAAUUGUUGAAGGUGUUCUUAGCCAUCAACUGAAGCAGUUUGUGAUAGAUGGAAACAAAGUCAUACUCAGUGUCUCCAACCCGGAUACGAGAGUUGAUGAUGCGGAGUUUGAGGAGAAUGAAGUUUAUGCAGUAGAUAUAGUUGCUUCAACUGGUGAAGGCAAGCCAAAACUAUUGGAUGAGAAGCAAACCACUAUUUAUAAGAGAGCAGUUGACAAGAAUUAUCAUUUAAAGAUGAAGACCUCUAGAUUUAUUUUCAGUGAAAUAAAUCAGAAAUUUCCCAUUCUCCCAUUCACUGCCAGGGCUCUGGAAGAGAAACGAGCUCGUCUAGGUUUAGUCGAAUGUGUGAAUCAUGAUCUGUUGCAGCCAUAUCCCGUUCUUCAUGAGAAGCCUGGUGAUUAUGUUGCUCAUAUAAAAUUCACGGUGUUGCUAAUGCCUAAUGGAUCAGACCGGAUCACACUGCAUCCGCUGCAGAAGCUGCAGCCAACCAAGACAAUAGAUGAUCCUGAAAUCAAGGGAUGGUUAGCUUUGGGAACGAAGACGAAGAAAAAAGGUGGUGGGAAGAAGAAGAAAGGUAAGAAGAAUGAGGAUGAUAAAGCUGAUGCAGAGCCUAUGGAUGCAUCAAAAACUGAUGCCGCUGCAUCUUAAGAAACAAACUCCUAUUCUUCUACUCGACCUUUUUUCUUUUUAAAUUUCAAUUUUGGUACUUUGUUCACUUUGUAUCUGUUUGUCAAAUGUUAGUGCAUCAGAUAUUGAUCCUUUUCCUAAUUGAAUUGGGCUUUUACUCGAA